CGAUGACUCAUUGGUGUGGGAAUGCAAAGCCACGGGGAAGCCGAAGCCGUCGUACAGGUGGAUGAAAAAUGGAGAGAACCUGGAGUCCACGGAGGAGCGUAUACAAGUCGCCAAUGGUGCGUUGUCAAUCAGCCGACUGACCCUGUCCGACACUGGGAUGUACCAGUGUGUCGCCGGGAACAAGCACGGUGAAGUCUACUCCAACGCAGAGCUCAGAGUUAUAGCUGUUGCUCCAGAUUUUUCUCACAACCAACUGAGGAGCCAGACGCUGGUGAAGGUUGGAGGAGAUGCGCUCAUCGAAUGCAAACCCAAGAUGUCGCCUUGGGGUGUGAUCUCCUGGAGGAAGGGCAGCGAACCGCUUCGAGGAAGUAACAGGGUUUCCAUUCUGGACAACGGUAACCUUCGUAUCUGGAACGCCACCAAGGCUGACGCAGGCCUGUACACCUGUGUGGCCAGAAACCAGUUCGGUGUGGCGAGCAGCACAGGGAGCGUCACGGUUAAAGAGCCGACCAUCAUCACCACCCUGCCCAACACCCUGGACGUGACCGUGGGUGAGAGCGUGGUCCUGCCCUGUCAGGUGAACCACGACCCUUCGCUGGAGCUCAAGUUCACCUGGUUCUUCAACGAGCAGCUCAUCCACUUCGGGAGCCACGGAGGAUUCUUCGAGAAAGUGGGCGGCCAUUCAGCGGGAGAUAUUAUGAUUCGGAACAUCCAGCUGAGACACGCCGGGAAGUACACGUGUGCCGUCCAGACCAAAGUGGACAGCAUCUCCAUCGCCGUGGACUUGGUUGUCAGAGGUCCCCCGGGGCCCCCCACCAGCAUCCAUGUAGAAGAGAUCACUGACACCAUCGCCACUCUGUCCUGGAGGCCUGGUCCUGAUAAUCACAGUCCAAUUACGGCGUACACCAUCCAGGCCCGGACGCCGUUCUCCCUCGGGUGGCAGGCUGUCACCACAGUUCCUGAGGUGGUGGGGGGCCACCGGCUGACAGCUACAGUAAUAGACCUGAGCCCUUGGGUGGAGUAUGAGUUUCGAGUCCUGGCAAGCAACUCCAUCGGGACCGGCGAGCCCAGCAAGCCGUCCAAGCAAGCAAGGACAAAGGGGACCUCUCCGAAGGUCACCCCGGCGAACGUGAGCGGAGGAGGUGGCAGUCGCUCAGAAUUAGUCAUCACAUGGGAGCCGGUUCCGGAGGAGCUGCAGAACGGACCGGGCUUCGGUUACGUGGUGGCUUUCCGACCCUUCGGCGCCACCGGCUGGAUGCAGGCGGCCGUACCGUCAGCCGAAGCGUCCAGAUACGUGUUCAAAAACGAGAGCAUCCAGCCCUUCUCACCUUUCCAAGUGAAGGUGGGGGUUUACAACAACGAGGGGGAAGGCCCGUUCGGACAGGUCACCACCAUCUACUCCGCUGAGGAAGAGCCUGGCCGGGCGCCCACCAGGGUUCGUGCCAAGAGCCUCUCUGCAUCCGAGAUUGAAGUUUUGUGGAAAGCUCUGCCCUGGAACGCCAGCAAGAAACGAGUUCUGGGCUACGAGCUGAGGUACUGGAGUAGAAGUGAAAGGGAAGACACGGCCAGCGUGCAAAGAACUGUGGGAAAUCAAACGUCAACCAUUAUCCGCGGUUUGAAGGGCAGCACUACGUAUUACAUCUCAGUGAGGGCGUAUAACACCGCUGGAACGGGGCCGCCCGGCUCCACCGUCAACGUUACCACCAAAAAACCACCGCCGAGCCAGCCUCCGGUUAAAGUGGUAUGGAACACGUCAAACUCCAAGAUUAUCCUGAACUGGGAGCAGGUCAAAGCCCUGGAGAACGAGUCCGAGGUCACCGGCUACAAAGUUUUGUACAAGAAGAACCGCCACAGCCGCCCCGACGUCAUGGAAACCAACACGACCUCCGUGGAGCUGGCGCUGCCCACCGACGAGGAUUACAUCAUCCAGAUCAAACCGUUCGGAGAAGGAGGGGAGGGCAGCAGCAGCCGGCAGAUCACCAUCCCCAGGAUACCAGGUCCUAAUGCAGUGGGCUCAGCAUCCAAGGUCUCCACUCUAUCAGCCCUCAGUACAAUAGCACUGUCGUUCACAGCCAGGACAUCUUUAUGACAAACGGCUCCCAGCAGACGUUGCAUCUGAUGUUGGCGACAGCUCUAUGGUGGAACGUAAACACAGGCCACUCUGGUGUAACUAGAUCCAUUCAUUUAGAUUUUAGCGGCAGAAAAGGAAGGCGCCAAUGAAAAAAUAUCAAACACGCCAUAGAGAUGACAGAGAAGGAGUUCCGUUCAGCGCCCAGGCUAAGUACACGGAGAUUGACUGAUGUCGUGACUAUGUUGUUACCAAAGCAGCUUUCAUAAGAAAAAAAAGAAGAAAAAAAAAGAAAUAGAAAAAUGUCUUAUAUGCAUCUUUUUGUAUGAUACGUUGAGCUUUUAUAGAUUUUCCUUUUUCCUUUAUAAACUUAAAAGUCAGUCUGGGCUUAUCGGGGCGAGAACAAUUAAGUGCAUGACAUAUUAACGCGAUUUAAAAACUUUUCAGUCUGGAUGGUUAAGAAUGUGAUUUGACAUCUUUUGUCUUCGAGAAAAAUCUGAAAGGACGUCAGUUGUAAGAAACCGGAGCGAGUUAAUUUCCAGUGAAUGAGCUAUUAGCUGUUACCUGUUACAUAUCUACAUUUUUGUUUAGCAAUAUUUCCAAAAUACCUGUCGCGAAGGACUGCAUCAACAUGUUGGGCUUUUGGCGCUUCUGGUCAUCUUCGCCUGUGUGAAGAGAAAAUUAGCACUUUAGAUUAUCUCCAGGCGUUAGCAUGCAUCCACGAUACUGUGCAUUAUGUCCAUAAGUUGCAGGAAGUGAGUAAAAAUAGCUUACAGAUAAUGAUUCAGAAAUGGAAUCUGCAUUUUACAUGUAAUUAAUCUGCAGAAAACACAAUAAAAAACUGAUAAUAGCCUCACAUCACUUAUCAAUUAAUUAACCUGUUGCUAACUGACGCUAAUUACUAUUUGUCUUCAUGCUAUAGAGUAUGUCGAUUUAAAGAGUUGUAAUAAUUCCUUUUGCUCAUAUUUGGUCUUUGAAGCUAAAUAAUACU
Sphaeramia orbicularis (orbiculate cardinalfish) is the source of this 3059-nucleotide messenger RNA. RefSeq names its product contactin-4-like. Gene Ontology annotation, cellular component: axon; plasma membrane. The coding region runs from base 62 to 2089 and encodes 675 amino acids. The record is from RefSeq and is a predicted model, not a curated record. Gene Ontology annotation, biological process: brain development; cell-cell adhesion; axon guidance. Gene Ontology annotation, molecular function: cell-cell adhesion mediator activity. The transcript has 15 exons. Lineage: Eukaryota; Metazoa; Chordata; Actinopteri; Kurtiformes; Apogonidae.